GCCAUGAAUCCGCCGCACGUGACGGAAGAAAGGGCGGUUUUYACGCAGCUCAAACCGGUCAGGAUGUCGGCGGCGGACGGAGCUGAGGAUGCGUCCGUGUUUGAGGACGCCAAACCCGGGGUGCGGAUCUCCGCCAACGCGCUGACUCCGGCCGGGCUUCAGGCUCAUCUAGAGUUGGACAAAUACCUCCCCCAGGUCAGCAGCCCCCUCCUGCCAGAUUCCUCUGACCUGGACAAGAAGUGCCGGCGAGAGAGCGCAUCGGUGGUGGACGAGUACUUCUCCGAGGACAAACCUGUAGCUCCGUACACGUUCAACAUCAACCUCAUCCUCCCCAACACAACUCACCUGCGCACGGGCCUCUACAGGCCCACCCACCCCCAGACCCUCACGCCGCAGCAGAUUAAGACCGAGCCGGGCCUGGAGGUGCCCUGUUCCCUCCCGGCCGGCACCCAGGCCCUGCCGGACUUCACCUCGGUGUUCAGCGUGCCGCCUGCGGUCAACAGCGUUUUCAUCAAACCCGAGAUGAGUCCUGAAGGACGGAGCGUCGCCGCUCAGCAGCAGCAGACCAGUUUGGACACGGAGCUCCACAUCGGACCCCCGCCUCCCCAGCCGCAGGUCUACCACAUGCCCAUCUCCAGCUCGGACCUCCCCCUGAGCCUGUCCCACAGCAGCCCGUCGGUGCCGGGCUCCGCCACCGGCAGAACCAUGCUGACCCUCGGCGCCGGCUCUCUGCCCACGACCCCCGGCAGUUACCUGAUCCCCGAGCCCCAGCUGCAGGCUCAGCAGCACGACGCCUACUAUCAGGUCCAGCAGAGCGCCGCGGCGCAGCACACGGCCCCCCACAGCCUGCCGCCGUCACCGCCCAACUCCCAGCCCGGGAGCCCCGACGGCCAGGCCAAGCUGCUGAACCUGGCCUCGCAGGCCCCGCCUCCGUACCAGCAGCGCCUGGAGGGGAUGAAGGUGACCGGCUUGUCUCCUCACGCCCUCCUCAUGACGCACGGCCAGGGGGUCCUGACCGGACCCAAAUAUAACCGGCGGAACAACCCGGAGCUGGAGAAGAGGAGGAUCCACUUCUGUGACUACCCAGGCUGCAGCAAAGUUUACACAAAGAGCUCUCAUCUGAAGGCACACCAAAGGACACACACAGGAGAGAAACCGUACCAUUGUACGUGGGAGAACUGCGACUGGCGUUUCGCCCGAUCCGACGAGCUCACCAGACACUAUCGGAAGCACACCGGAGCCAAACCCUUCAAGUGCAUCGCCUGCAGCCGCUGCUUCUCCCGCUCGGACCACCUGGCCCUGCACAUGAAGCGCCACCAGAACUGACUCUGAUGCGCUCGUGCGCACGAACCCAAGCAGACACACACAACCCAAAACCAGACCCCAAAUCCACCGUCGACCCGGCGCUAAUGAGCUGAGCGCUAACCGGCUUCGAGGGUUGAUUUCAUUUUUAAAAAUGACAAAUAGAGAUGAUUUUGGUGUCUAAUCUAAUCUCUGAAUUUCUGAGAUGAACUGAUCAAAACUCCAGCUCAUAAAAUGGUAACACAUUAACACUCAACAUCAUCAAACAAACUGUUGUUGUCGGAUGGACUUGGGACUCCGGAAUAAUCUUGGAAAACCUUAAUUUUCUCUACCUGACUCUCUUCACUUCAGCUUUUCACAUUUUCAGGUUUGAACUUUCAACAAGAGGUGGAAACGGUCCCCUCCAUCGUGCCCGUGUAAAUACUUGUUUAUAGGUGUGUGUUUGUGUAUUUGAGAGUAUAACGAAUGUAUUGAAUUUUAUACUUGACGACUUUUAUUUUCACUGAAURUUAGGAGUAAUAUUCAGCCUUUUAACUUCCUUGUGAUACAAUCUGGCCUUUUUUAAAAGAAAAAAACAGGAAUAAAAAUCAACAGACCCAAUAAGGAGGGCCUCCAUGAAAGAGUUAAUCAUCAUGUGGUUCUGCCUGUUUUCAGGUAUUACCUGUGAGAUCAGAGACCUGAGCAGGUUGCCAAUGUUUGUAUCCCUGACAGGAACCGUUGCCACAGUGACCAUGUUUCAUUCAUGACAAUUUGGGUUGCUUUUAUCUUUUCGUUCUUGGAUGUUUUUCUCUUUUAUUUUUAUUUUUUAAUUAAAUUUAAAUUAGGCCAAAGUGAUUUUUCUCAGUCAUGUCAAAGAAGCUUCAAGAGCACCGCCACGAUCCUGCCGUCUUCCUCUUUCUGUUUUCUUUUUUUUUUCAUCUUUUCGGGACAUUUUUAGACCCAGAGUUGUGUGUAAAGAUCAGCCAAUAGCUGGGUUGCAGUCACGUGGCCCGGAUGAUGUGUGGCAGGAAGUGAUUUGCUCCGGUUCAAAGCACAGUGAAAUGGGUCAGAGUGAGUGUGCUGGAAAGCAUAAAGAAUCAUCUGGUGUCAGUUUCCAAACAGUUUUUCUUACCGGAAGUGGUGAAUGGCCACAACCUACCUCUGCAUUUCUCACAUUUCUUCAAUUACAAGUUAGAUUUUUGGGGUUUCCUCUUCUGUAACGGGUGUCAGUGUUUCAGCCUGUCUGGUUUUUAUGGGUUCACUUCCUGACUGAAAGUGCUGACGUGUUCCCCGCUCUGAGACGAGGCACCUCCAGGUCUGAAAAGCAUGAAGUGUCGCUCGGCCCGAGUCUUUUUGUCGUUGAUUUAAGCAAAAACACUUCCUGUUAUUUCAACAAAAUGAWUUUUUUCUUUUAUCAUCACAAAGGAAGCAAGUUCUCCUGCCUCUCUCAAAGAGGGGCGCUGACCACCCACUGUGUACAUAUCUGAAGUUUUACUUUCAACAGAAGACUGUAAAUAUUUGUUUUAUUUACUGAUGUAAUAUUAAUAUUUUUCUUCUUUUUUUUWAAACCAAUGGGAUUUUAGAUCGGUUGCGCGUGAGAUCGCAUUUUAAUUUGUUUUGAUACUUGUGUGUAAAAUUAUGAAACUAUUAAUGUACAAAUUAUUAAGAACAAUGGUUUGUCAUAUUUUGUUUGUGCAGCAAUCAUGUUGCAAUAAAGUAAUAAAAAAUAUUUCCAAAAUAA
Messenger RNA from Austrofundulus limnaeus, 3022 nucleotides. RefSeq names its product Kruppel like factor 5 like (gene klf5l). The record is from RefSeq and is a predicted model, not a curated record. Gene Ontology annotation, molecular function: DNA-binding transcription factor activity, RNA polymerase II-specific; RNA polymerase II cis-regulatory region sequence-specific DNA binding. Gene Ontology annotation, biological process: regulation of transcription by RNA polymerase II. NCBI's taxonomy places the organism in Eukaryota, Metazoa, Chordata, Actinopteri, Cyprinodontiformes, Rivulidae.